AUCUUCGACCUCGUCGUCGGUGGCCGAAGUGGGCGUGGGUGCUGGCGGCAAAAGGCCCGGCUCGUGUCCAGCACCGACCAGGAGCGCGAGCUGAAGGAGAAGCAGCGUAAUGCAGAGGCCCUGGCAGAGCUGAGCGAGAGCCUGCGCAACCGCGCAGAGGAGUGGGCCAACAAGCCCAAGAUGGUCCGCGACACGCUGCUCACGCUGGCGGGCUGCACUCCCUACGAGGUGCGGUUCAAGAAGGACCACUCGCUGCUGGGCCGCGUCUUCGCUUUUGACGCUGUCUCCAAGCCCGGCAUGGACUACGAGUUGAAGCUGUUCAUUGAGUACCCCACAGGAUCGGGCAACGUGUAUUCCAGCGCUUCUGGUGUGGCCAAGCAGAUGUACCAGGACUGUAUGAAGGACUUCGGCCGGGGUCUCUCCUCUGGCUUCAAGUAUCUGGAGUAUGAGAAGAAGCACGGCUCAGGGGACUGGCGCCUACUUGGAGACCUGCUGCCCGAGGCCGUGCGCUUCUUCAAGGAGGGCGUGCCUGGCGCCGACAUGCUGCCUCAGCCCUACCUGGACGCCAGCUGCCCCAUGCUGCCCACAGCUCUGGUGAGUCUAAGCCGCGCCCCCAGCGCACCCCCGGGGACCGGAGCCCUGCCACCAGCAGCCCCUUCGGGCCGGGGCGCAGCCGCAAGCCUGCGCAAGAGGAAGGCGUCCCCCGAGCCCCCGGACUCCGCCGAGGGC
Messenger RNA from Vicugna pacos (alpaca), 729 nucleotides. NCBI's taxonomy places the organism in Eukaryota, Metazoa, Chordata, Mammalia, Artiodactyla, Camelidae. The record is from RefSeq and is a predicted model, not a curated record.